AUGCAAGAGAAAAAGGGAGAAAUGGUGAGCAAUGGUAACUCCAAAGACAAAAUCCCUAAAAAAGCGAAUUUGAUGGAUCCUCAUUCCAUUAAACAUCUUCUUGACAAAUCUAUUACAGAGAUUGUUGCUAGUCUUGAACAUGUGGAAGAUGUGAGGAUGAGCAAUAUAAGAUUAUUCAUGGGAGCCAUUAUCAUAAUCAUUUCUCUCGUGGCUCACUUUUACCUAAAGAAGUUCCCUGUGAACAAAAAUUUUCUGAUCAGAUGCAUUAAAUUGUAUAUUGUCCUCAAUGGAUUGUUGCAGUUGAUCAUAUUCACUAAGGAGAAGAAUGUGAUCCUAUUCACCUAUCCACCCCCUAGUUCCUUCAAUAGCACUGGGCUAAUAGUUUCUUCCAAGUUGCCAAGAUUCUCUGAUAUGUACACAUGGUUAAUAGCCAGUGCAGAUCCAAAAUCAGUCUCUACCAAGAAACCUGUUGAGUUCAAAAAGAGUGUCACUCAAGGGAAUGUCAUCUCUUGCUCCUGA
Macadamia integrifolia is the source of this 519-nucleotide messenger RNA. RefSeq names its product probable signal peptidase complex subunit 2. Bases 1 to 519 code for a protein of 172 amino acids. NCBI's taxonomy places the organism in Eukaryota, Viridiplantae, Streptophyta, Magnoliopsida, Proteales, Proteaceae. Gene Ontology annotation, cellular component: membrane; signal peptidase complex. The record is from RefSeq and is a predicted model, not a curated record. The transcript has a single exon. Gene Ontology annotation, biological process: protein targeting to ER.